AUGCCGCCCGCGCCUAUAACUGGUGUAGCCUUCUUUACGUCUCUUCACAGGGUACCGCCACACUAUACCAUUGUAAGUUUUUCUCUUGAGUCGUCCGUUCCAGUAAAUUUUUCGCGUCUCUCAUAAUUACAAGGCGUUUUGAAAUCGAUUUCUUCCCUAUGCAUGUUCAUGGACACCGCUGUUGUCUCAGCUGUUAGUUUUAUGAAGUUUAGCGAGAUUUCUUGAGAUGCGAAUUUGUUAUACAAAGAUAUAUUUUGAUAUAUUUUGCGUUGAUGUUUGCGGUUACGGAAACUCUGUCACCACCAAAGAGUGGACAAUGUGGGGCAACAGUUUUUCAGAUAGCAAGCCUAGUAGUUUGAGGAAUGUCUGAUCAAAGGUGGUUCAGGAAUUUUUUUGAAGUACUGUAAUUUCUGACCAGUUUUUCAACAUCGUUUGCUCCUUAUUUUCCAGAUAGCCCGCACAAAAGACACACACGAAGAUGCCGAUCUUGGUAAAGAGUCACUUUUCCGAAAAUCCGCGCGCUAUUUGGGGUUUGAAAAGGCACCAUUCGACCCCAAAUCUCCACCCGAAGUUCUUGUUGAGUUGAUGCUAAUAAACGAAAGGGACUCUGUUCGCAGUGGCUUCCAGGCCAUCGAUAAAACUCACGACACACGUAAGUGUUCUAAUUUCAUUCUCUCUUCUUACGCAAAACAUACUUAAUCUGCUCGUAUCUUUCCGUUCCUCUAGGCGAGCGUUGCCUAAAGCGCAAAGUCCUCUGUGCCAGAUUUGAGCCCUGGGUCCCCAACGUAACUGCAAUCACUGAAAUCUUUAUCCUCAGUCGGAUCGGUGACCAGUUGACUGGGCAUACUUACGUAGGGUAAGUCACAAGUCCGUUCGUUUACAAAUAUUCACUGCUACUGCACACCUCAGUAUCAAAACGAUCUACGUGCGUGAUUGCAGCCGCAGUCACCCGUUUUAUCUUACCUAGGAAUGCGUAGGCAAAUCAUUAGGUGUCCACCUCUGCCCCAUCUUCGGGUUACAUCAUUAUCGCAGCAGACUAUGAACACGAUUGUUAAGUCCUGGAGUCCAAACUGAUACUGAAAAUAUCAAAACUUGUUGGUGAAACAAAGGAUAAUUUAAGCGUAGGUCGAGAGGGGAAAAGCUUGAUGCGAAAGUCGACUAAUGAAAAUAAUCAUGAGUAGAAGUCGUCCCCAAUGAGAGCUGUCAAAUAGCACAGUAGAAGUUAAUGUGCCUACUUCGGAGACAUCCUUUUUGAAGGUUCGAAGUACAUAGUUUUUACGGCUCGACCACUCGCAUUUUCUCUUGCUUUCCUUUCAAGGAACGCUGGCACAGUCGUCAUUUUCUCAUAGGAGAUUGAAUCAAUCAUCGUAGACGUGCUAUCGCUCUGUAUGUUUGACAUGAGCGUUUAAAGCAUCUCAUGUUUGCUUGGGAAACAGUUUCGCGGGGAUCAGGAGAAGUAUGCCACUUGCUGAUAAUGACCGGUACGCUGCUAAACAUACCAGGUAAUAAAAGGCGGAAUAAAUUUAGAUUGAACAUUUGAAAUGUAUAUGUUUGUCUACUCUUAGGGACAUUGAUGCCGGUCGCAUAUAAAUUUUACAGCCUGCCAUUUCUCUUAUUGUUUCUUCUUGAAAAUGGUUGCCUGGACGGGCUGUGGGGGUAAAAACAUAUUCUUCCGUUGUGGUCCAACUGUUCUCUUUACUCCAGCGUACAUACUCUUGUGUACGUGACCUUGAGUAGACUGCGUUUGUACUUGUUGAAAGCUCCAAGUAGGGUUUUGUAGAUCCGAGUCCCAGUUAAAUGAAAAAUACCGAUCAGGGAUAUCAUGGGAUUUGUGUUCCUCAGUAUAUCACGGAUGAAGGAUGGAGACGCUCGUUGCGUUCUGCCCUUCAUUUCUGAUUUAAAGCCUCACAGACGUUCGCACACCGACGGACAGCCAUGCAAAUUUACAAAGGACACAAUCAGGAAAGAUUGAACUGGUCACAUUUGUGCGUCUGCUCAAUGCCUGACUAAAUCGAAAUUCAGAAACGAGAUUUAUCGCACUAUGGUUAGAGGAUGGCCGAUUAAUAAUGGCAGCUAAGUUGAAAAUGGUCGUUUCUACAACCUCGCUUUUGCCGACCAUAUUUCGGAAACCUAGGGGUUGCCAAACGUGAAUGUCUGUUUAUUCAACCGUUUCAUAUGUGAGCAGAGACAAAAGUACACAUUUUGAGUUCUCGUCCUCUUUGUAGACAGUAAUUUGCUACCACGGUUUGGCAUCAGUGCUUAGGACUGUCUGCAGGUAUUUUAUCUAGAGAUGCAUAUUCCGCCACUCCUACAACGUCGAACUGUCGGUCAUGGUUCUUUCAGACAGCCUCGAGAAGAUUGGAGAGGGGAUCGGGGACAGUGGCCGACAAGCCUGAAUGGCCGUCUUCGCAUGCCAUUCCACUUCCUGCUCCACGCACGAUGCGCCAGGGGAUGCCAUAGAGUCCUUAUUAGGAAGAAGCCAUUGCAGCCUGAAUCUCCCUCCAGAGAGGAGGUCCGAAUCGUCCCACCGGUUGACAGCCUUCCAAGUCACGGUAUUUAGCGCACUGUGGUGGUUUGAAAGCGCGUCAGCUCGUUUAUAGUGAGGUAAGUGCGGGGAGUGCUGUGAGGACAGUCUCCAGAGUCGACCUCUUUCUCCACCGUCCGAGACGGUCAGUCAUCUGAUGCGGGGAUUGGGCGCAUUGAUUGACAGCCGUCUGCUCGUGCAGACUACUGGCCGGCACGAGGACUGAGUGACUGUCCGAGGGGAUGUUGAAGCACCUUUGCCGAACAAUGGAAACAUCUGGCGGAAGGGCGCCGAUCGGAAAAGUAGCCGCGAAACCUGUCAAACGUUCAUUAGGGCAAAGUGGACGCCUAAGCGGUUAAACAUGAUCACAGAUCACAAGUUAUGGUACAACUGACGAGCUCUCUGCCACAAGACGGGACUUUGGCAGUUAUCAACAGAUGACGAAGACUGCCGGUAUAUAAAGGAAGUCAGUCGAGUUUUAGCUCGUUUGGACGAACGUCAAGUGGUAGCACAGUGACUGGACCUCGCGAAUGCGAGCCUACUUGCUGAUGCCGUACAAACUGGUAGCUUCGUAAGACUACUCCCCCUUCUCCCACCUGUGCUAGAACGCUUCAUGUUGCUUAUAAGUUUAGUGCCAACGCGUAUGAACGAGACUCAACUAAGCUUGGAACCUGCCGUUUUCUUGAGAGAUUCUUGACUGAGACCCAACACCAACCGAACAACUCAAUAUUAAGGUCCUAUGUUCGGAUUGCUGGUUGGAUAUGCAGGUGUCCUUUUCGGCCUAGUAAAUGUUGCGUUGGUAAACUCAUCCGGCAGGUGGGACUCAGAGCGGUGCGAAUUCCACAGCCAUCGGGACAGCCCGCAACGCCAGCUCCUGGUGUUGAUGUCUGUCUGCAUCAGAUUCGAUCCCGUUUUUGUGUACAAACGCUUGGGUUUAUCUUGUUUAGGUUAAGCGAAUGAGUGCGUAAUGUGUACAGGCAGUGACAGGGAAAGUGUGCUUGGGCUUCUGGUUUGUGUUUAUUUUAGAAUAGGCGACACCCUUACACCUGACUCACGCGGUGACCACAGAAGUUUGUUACACAUGAUACACGAAGGCUAAAUAUCAUGAAUAUCCUGAAAAUUGUAAUUUGACAACAAGCGCACUUUAAGGAGUUAAGCUCGUGGCAACUACGUUAUACAGUCGAAUAUCUGCGUGACAGCGGUCUGAACGUUUCACUCCCGUCUCUGUCGAGUGAACACUGAAACGUCUACCUACUGUUUACAACUGACGAAUUUUCAGGCGAUCUGAAUUUCGGAAGUAGACGGCCGGUAUUGCCGGUUGUCUCUUGACGUAUUUUGACCUUAUUUUCUUGACAAGUUGUCCUUUUGAAAAGGAGGCACAAAUAUAAAAGCGGAGGUUUGAUCAUCGCGAAAGAUGACGUCUGGCAGUUUGAACGUCGUUUCCGACGGUGCCCAUCGUGUGCAGGUUGGGCAGGGGGGGGGGGAGGGAGGGGGAGGGACAUUGGCUUGCGCUCCAAUGCGUUUGUAAUGAUAGUAGACUUGCGCAGCAUCCUACCGCGCACUCUCCCUUCUCCCCACUCCGGUUCGGCAUUAGCACCGGAGGCGAAGGAAGCUGCAGAUAGCUGACACUGCGCCAACCCGCGCCUAGACAUUCCACCACACCCAUCCAAGUCCGCAACACACAGUGGCCACGAUUUUACACAGUAGAACGAGAAGAGAGAGGGUGGGGAGGGAGAGGAGGGGUGCGUCUUGGAUAUCCUACCUGGCGUGGCGUGGGCCUGCCUAUUGUUAGCGUGUUUUCCGUAACGCCAGCCCGACCCCGCUCUUGUCCUCGUGUUGGUGCCAGCACAUCCACCAAUUUGCCCUGUUACUUGGAAACCUUCCGAAGCAUAAGUGUGCAUGCUCUUCAAAACUGGUCAUGACGAUGCGGGGUCCACCGCGACUCUUUCUCGCGCAUUUACGAAUCAGGAGCAAAAGGUGUUCAAGGCAGCCGCAUGUUUGAAGGCAUCCCUCUCUUGCCGGCUCGGUCCCUUCUACUAGCCUUGUGAGAGACUACACGCACAACCUCAGCAUGUGGGAGACUAACAUUUGGGCUACCUCCUCUCUGCACAAUGCCUUGGUUGCAGGAAUGAGAGGUGUGUACCGGGUUUGGAAUCAUAGACUUCAUUUUAGUCUAUCAUGAAGUAUACAAAUACCGGUUUGGACAGGUACCAGUAAUUUAUUUCGCAAUUAUCAUUUGUAAUCUCGGACGCGUUUCCCUUACUCUCCCUACUAUCGCGCUCCCCCCUCUCCCAUGCAAUCAUUUUCGCCGUCCUUCUUAACAGGGAUCUGAGUAGUCAGGCGAUUUUAGCGUGCUCCCAGACGGUUCUCGGUUCUCCCAUGGACGGCAGUUCCCCCAAGCGUCCGGCCCCGAAGGUGGGCGAUAAGUCGUCUCCCAUUUUUCAGCCAAUGCUAAAUCGUAAGUCUGCAAUUGAUUACUCUCAUUUCUCCGCUUUGAGCAACAGCUUUGCGUCUAUUAACUAGCCAGCCAGCAGAAUUGUCCCUGUAGUCCAUCGUUGUUUUUUUUUUAAAUUGUAAUCGUUUAUGACCACGUAGUAGUAUCAUUUGUCUGACAGACUCGGUCAGUCAAAUAGCGCGUUUCUCACCAUAAUUAAUAAGUCCAAAUAUACCUGAACGCACUAAGACAGUCGCAGCUUGAAGGAGGCUCCUAACUCGGUCCUGCCUAGGACUGAGAGUUGGACUUCAGUGGCCCCUUAGUGUGAUCCUUGUGGCAUUUACACCAAUGUGAUAUCCGGGCUGCCUCUGUAGUAGCCUAGUACAUGUAGUUGGACCCGAUUGUGCGUGUGAUACGCGGUGACAGGAUGUUCCCGAGUGCAUCUGCGGUCUUCUUAACAACCAUCUUGCAACUGGGCAAGGUGGGUGAGGUAGUUGCUGCGUAAGUCCGCCUCCCUGUAAACUAAUUCGCACGCAUGCCACUGUAUUGUAGCUAGGGCCGUAAUAAGCACACAAGGAAGUUUUUAACACGAUUCACGUAAAUUGGACACUUUCUAGAGCCCCGUGUGUCCUCUUUUCAACGGGGUUAAAGAAUACGUGAUUUGCCCUGUAUUUGAGAUAUAUAGCUUUUAUUUUGUUAGCUCCAAACUCAAAUACAAAGCGACCGACUAGAUUUAAACUUAUUCGGGCACUGAAAUAAUGUUAAAGCCGAAGGACACCAUUUCUUUGAGCAAAAUGUUUAAAGAAGGCAUGCCUUUUUGUAAAAGGGUUAAAAAAAGGCUGCUUAUGUGUGCUUGUUACGAGGACACUGAAAAUCCAUGCAAAAUGCCUGCUGCUUAAGUAGAGCAUCGGACCCAUCCCACGAAAGGUGCCGAUAUUUACCAAACACUUUAGGGUAAGAUGAUUCCAUACUAACAUCACAGGUACUAGCCAAAAGCCCAUACACGCUUGUUUCGCCGAUAUUCUGCCGCUUCAUGGCGCAGCCGCGAGGGGUUCGGCUCGUCAGUGGGUCACCAGCAUUCCCCGUGUGUUUUCUGGUAGAUAGUCCAAUUCAGAAAUUGUUGCCUUUUAAUUUCCUCAGAUAUUAACUGAGAACUUGGCGUAGAUCAACAUAUUAUAGGGUCAAUGGUCGCAGCACAGACCGAGAAUUGUAAUACAUGACCUUGAAUAAACUGAUCUACUCCAACUUCGUAGAUAAUUUCAAAGGAAAUUAAAAAGCGACAGUUUCUUAAUUGGAUUACCUACCAGAAAACGGACGGCGAAUGUUAGGGGGUCCACUGACGAGCGGAACCCCUCGUAGCUGCGUCAUGCGGCGGCAGAAUAUCGGCGAAACAAGCGUGUAUGGGCUUUUGGCUAGUACCUGUGGUGUUAGUAUGGUAUCACCUUACCCUAAAGCAUACUACUAGCUGUCCGUCGACAGUCACUGGAUGUUACGCGGUUACCCGCUGUGGGUGAUGGACUUUGGCCCAAAUAUUCAUACAUAAAAUUCUCUGUCUGAGCCUAUAGACCUUGAAUAAACUGAUCUACUCCAACUUCGUAGAUAAUUUCUGAGGAAAUUAAAGAGCGGCAAGUUGUUGUUGUUGUUAGAUCAAUGCUUCUAGGCUAUACAUGUGGACAUCGUCAGCGUUAGGUGCAAUAACAGAUGUUGCAUCAUUCUGUUUGUCAUUUAAAAUAAUGCUACUUUCCUGCUCAGUAAUGGGUGGGUGGUCGGCGGAAAACGGAAUGACAUUUCAGGUACCGGCGUCGCCGUCUCCCGAUGAUAAUCACCACUAACUUUUUCACCUCUGGGAGUAAGUAGUCGAACGGAUAUAGUUUUUCUUUGCCAUUAUUGAAUUGCAUAUGAGCAUGUUGGGGGUUACACGGGAGCAGAUCGACCUCUUCAGUGAGCGGGUCUAGUUUUGACUGUUAACUGCUCUUAUUAAGAAGAACGCUGCCAGAGAGGUAAGACACAUGGGGAGAGUGCUCCCUGUGGUUGAGGUCCGAUUGUAGACAAAUAUUCUCUCAUGAGGUGUCAUAUUUGUGGUGGUACACGGAAAUGAUCUGAUUAAGUUUAAAGCGUCAAGUACGACAGAUUUCCAGUGCGUGACAGGCAAAAUUUGAGAGCAAGUAAGAUAGUAUUCCAUAAAGCGGGAUACAUCGGCCGUACAACGAGACGCCUGGUAAAGAGGGUGCGUGAACGUAUGCCUGCCUAGCUAGACAGAGGUGAGACCCGAUCGGUUUCGAGUUCUAUUCUCGCACAUUUAAUCGAUACGGAUCACCGAGUCGAUGCCAAGGAAGCAUUUCAGGUUGUCUAUCGGACACCAACAAGCUUCACUAAAGGCAUACGCCAACGGAUACUAGCAACGGCCGAGGCAGUGGCUAUACGGCUAGCGAGUCCGGUGUUGUGCUGUCAAAAAACCCUGACACGAGCGCUCUCUCUGCCGUGGCCAACGCCAGCCUCACGUGAUGACGACAUGCCUCCUCAAAUCCCUAAUUACAGUGAUGGGUACUCCGUGUACUCAAUCCAAGAACAUCACUCAAAGACUCGCUUACCCGCCUCCCCCAGCUCUAAGGGCCAAAACCUGCCGACCUCGUUUUGCGGGCGGUGUGGGGAAGAUGAGUGCCAAUAACUUAAUUGCCCUUGGGAAACCUAUAAACACUGCUAAUUUUGUAAGUUUCCAUUCCUUCAUGUAACUGUAUUGGCCUAAAGAAGAAUUACUGAAAAAAAACGUGUUUGACAACCUGACUUUUCAAGUGUAACAUGGGAAUAUUUGUGGAAAUUAUUCCAUAAAGUUUGGUCCCAACGUUCGACCUGUCCAUUUCCUUGGGGAUUGUACAAAGUGGUCCUACUCAUCGCCACUCCCUUAUUGCGAGGGAAUUACUGAAUGUGGAGAAGGGCUGGCACAAACAUUUAAUGGCAGUGACGGCAGUCUGAUCAACAUAGACAAAUGCAAAUGGGAAAGGAGAAUAUUCAUCAAUAGUCGUCAGCACAUAACGCUUGUGGGUUACCGACGGAAGAGAACCUUUGAAGUCGAGUGACAAUCGUUCGAACGGCUGGGUCGCUUUGAUGAGUUGACCUUGGGCUUUAAAUAAACGGGGUUUGACUUCACAGCAGACCUGACAUUUAGCAGCAACGCUACGAAUCGCUUCCAUCGAAGAAGGGAGAUGCUGAGCUCGAACACAGUGCGAAAGCCGAGACACGCCGGGAUGACAAAGUGACUCAUGCAGUUCUCUCACAUCGAGACUGGUUAGGAGGACCCCACAGCAAGUACGGGAAAGCGUAUCCGGCGCUCGACUUACCAUGUCGGAAGACAGUGUCAAAUUUGAGAGAUGACUGUUCCAACCUCCAGCGUUCGAUCUUAUCAUUUUUGGCCUUCACUUCUUGCUGAUUGCUGAAGAUGAGGGCAACAGAACACCGAUCCGUGACAAGUUUAAGAUGAUUACAGAGGAGGAAGCGCUUCCAUUUGCGUGCGGAUUCCACUUCGGCAUAUGAUUCUUUCUCUAUAGCUGAACGGUGAUGCUCAUUUGAAGAGAGGCUGCGUGGAAAUAAUGCUAAUGGUCGGCCAUUCUAAAUUCAGUGUGGCAGCGAUUGCGACGUCUGAAGCAUCAGUCUCGACAGCUAAUGGGGUAUCGUACUGAACAGUGGCUUCCACAAGUUCCUCAUUAAUAACCACAAAUGAAUCCAUUGCCUUAAAUGGUAAAGGGCAAGUUUUGUUAUGGAUGAGCAGACGAAAUUUACCUGAAAAAGGGAUAUAAAUGGCGAGUAAUAUACGAACUGUCCCACGACUCGUUGUUGAGCCUUGAGAUCAUGCAGAGGAGCCAUUUCACGCAAGGGUCGUAGACGACCCGGACAGGCCCUAAUGUUACCCCUGGAUACCUUGUAAGGAAGACGUUUGAUUUGUUUAGCAGCAAUAACGCCUUUGGCUUCAUUCCGUACUUUUCGGCCAGGCUAAGGAAUUUCCGAAGGGUUGAGUCAUGCUCCGCAAGGCCGUCCACGUAGACGAAAAUAUUCGGUAAGGAUCGGCUGAAGGACAUUAAGCAUCUGCGGCAUAAAAAGAAUACUUACUAUACUUAUUUAAGUGGGUUUUAGUCCGACACGAUUAUUUCGCCUUCGUGUUUCCUCGUACAAGGUUGGGUCGUCUUUUGUAGACAAUAUGGUGGAUUGUCUACAAUGACCUGAGCUCAGAGAGUUGAGAAGCGAUCGUUGUAGACACUUAAUGUUUAUUUUUUUAAUUGUCCUGCUUAAUUUCGGUUGCUAUAUGUCAAUGCAUUAAAACUUUCCUUCCGAAAAAGGAAUUUCCCAAUUACAAUACCUAUUUCGCCAUUUCUCUAUGCAAACAUAGGCCUAGCUCGUAAAACCCCUAUUACCACUUUUUCCCAUAAGACAGGCACCUUUGGCUGGUCGUGUGUGUUUGGGCUCCUUCACCCGAUCGUUGCUAAACGUUCUUUAGACCCUAGCGCAUAAUCAUGUCGUCGAUGGUCCGCUGGUAGCACGCAAUCCCGUUGGUCACACCAAACGGGAUGCGACAAAAUUGAUACAAACGUCCACAAGCUUCAAAGGCAGUGUAUGGUCUUCCCUUUUGAGAUCAAGAGUGCUAUAUCUGUCGUGGUUUGCAAUAUGUUCAAUCAUUUCGUCUAUGCUCUGAGAGAGGUAGACGUCUAGAAGUGCGCAUCUGUUGAUUGUUUGGCAAUUAUCGACAACCAUCUGCUUUUUGUGGUUUUCGUUGGCUACUAACAGAACUUGGGCUCGUUAGGGGGAUAACGAAUGCUCAAUUACACCCUCAGAAAGAAGCCGACCAAUCUCUUUUCAUAUAAAUCGCUAACCUACAUUGGUGUAUCUAUGAGAUUCAGUAAGGAUAGGCUUGCAGUCCGAUGUCAGAUUAAAAAUCAAACGGGGAGGCUUGACGCAAGUGGCAGUCACAGACGAAGGCAAGAACGUAGGUUUAGGUCCACCAAAAGAGAUUUCGAAACUUUUGUGCAGCAGGAAAAAGUCAUGUUCUAAGUAGAACAUCGGCGCACAAUUCCAUCAGGACCGAUAGCUUGGCCUCGUAUUUUGUGCCUUUACAUUCAAUAGACUAGAACGCGCCAUCGCGUGGAGCUGGUUAAGGCGGUGGUGGCCAUGGAUAUCUCAGUGCGAGUGCUAUGAACCUUUCGCUUAUUUCGGAGCACCACUGAGGAAGAAAUGUAACUUUCGGAACUACCUGUGUCAGUAUGGGCCUGAAAAGUAGUUCCAUUUAUCUGUAGUUCAACCGCUGCGCUUGAAAGACAGUCAGAAACAGCAGCUGAUGCCAGGGUGGAGAUGGUACGAUAUAUAGCGGAAAUGAUGGCUUUUCGCUUUCGUGAUGUUAGGCACAGGUCUUGGAAGUGCCUUUACAUAACGCAUCGCGUGCGGGACACAUCGAACGGCAGUGCCUGUCGCAGAAGGCCGAGGUCAAGCUUGACGAAGUUUCACAUGGCUCAGAUGGGCAGAUCUUUGGAGGGUGCUGAUACGAUAGAGACUGCCUUUCUGCCAAUUCCAGUGACCGUACCUUAUCAAAGGCAGUUUGGAGGACAACGAAGAAUGUGCCCAAACAACCUCAGUCGUCUUUCUUUGUUGACUUGGGAUAAACUCACAAAGAUUUCGUUCUGUGCGUGCGUACGGUGUCAUUUGAGACGAAGUCGGUGCACUUCACCCGAUUACGGAGACAAUGUCGACCAUACUCAGUCCUCUAGGCAGCAGCCUCGCAUCGAAGUAUUUGAAACUGUCUACUUCUUCAACCUGAUAGCCAUCACUGGCAAAAGGUGGCCUUUUGCGUAUUAGGAAUACGGCUUAAAACACUUUGGUCUUCCUAGUGCUGGUGGAUAGACUGAGGCAUUUUGCAACUUCAUACACCAUAGACUAGGUCACCUGUAACAGUCUGGAGUUGAAUUUGGCUGCCAUCAUGUGUACUAAUGGUUUCAAUCUGAGCAGAAGGAGAAGUCAUUUGAAACACCGGAAUCAUGAGCUCUGGAGGGAAGGGCCGUAAUGAGAGGUACGGAAUGUGUGUCAUUAUUGCCUACAUUUGGCUGUCCUGAUCGUGUCCUUCCUCUGUGCAAUCUAUGUGAUCAGACGUCAGCGCCUUGGACCAAUCAACAACUGGAGGCUGACAUUAUAUUAUGCGCAAUGUUAGUAAUUUGCUCAAAUAUAGGUCAUGACACUAUACUUAAUGCACCGCCCCUCCCCCUCCCCACACCUCCCGGCCAUCUCCCUCCCCUACACCUGGUUCUGCUGAACCGGCGUACGGCAUUUGCGGCUCACGCUGAACUAGGGCAUGAAAUCUGUCGACACGGCGAAGUCACCUGUCUCCUGCUUUUCGAUCUCUUCGUUCUCUGAUGGUAAAUUUAACUUUGCCGAGUGUGAGGCUGACACGGAGCCGUUAUACUGCCGCUGCUACUUGAAAUACUUUUUCUGGACUGACGACAAAUCGGUAGGCACAGCAUUUCUAUGCACCUGUAAAAUGCCGGUGGGGUUGUACUUCACGCCACCCCCCUCAUUGCGGACUGCCACCUGGCUGAUUUUGCUCUGCUUCCGAGGUGCGUGAAUGCAACGUGAAGUGACUUUCAGAGCCUGGAUGCAGUGCCAACUCGUUAAUGCUAGAACCUGAAUGCUGCCCUGCAGUGUGUCUGCGAUAAAAGUAUUAUUAGUAGUCGGAUUUGGUCUGAAUAAUUCAUGCUUGAACUCGAAGUACUUUUGUACAUUUUACAGCUCUCAAAGGCGUUCCAUUCGAGCUGUCUGCCCUCUGUCGACGGAAUAGUCAAAAUGGGGUGAGCCAUGCGUUUAUUUUGUCUUUCUUCACCCACUUGCACUGGCUUUUUCGACGCAUCUUUUUAUAAGCCUUGUUCACAUAUUUUUUUCCACUUUAUUCCCUGUUCAUCUUUAAUUACGUCUUCAUGCUUUUUUUCUGAUUAAUGAUUGUCCACUGCACAACUCUCUUUCCCUCCAUCAUCAUCCUCAUCAUCCUCAUCUUCAUCGUCAUCAUCAUCAUCAUCAUCAUCAUCAUCAUCAUCAUCAUCAUCAUCAUCAUCAUCAUCAUCAUCAUCAUCAUCAUCAUCAUCAUCAUCAUCAUCAUCAUCAUCAUCAUCAUCAUCAUCAUCAUCAUCAUCAUCAUCAUCUUCUUCUUCUUCUUCUUCUUCUCUCAUCCCCACUAUCACCACCAUUUUUAUUUUCUUCUCCGCUUUAUCCUUCCCCUCCUAUUUGCUCUCUCCUCCAACUCACUUUGGGCAUUGUGUGUUUUGGACACAUGCAGUCAGCAAACCGCCACUCGCCCCUUCCAAAACGCACGCCUGACAGUUCUGACUCACAGGCAAACUGCCAACUCCCGGCAGUCUUCUAUGUGUAUAGAGUAGGAUUUCUAACUCUCCCAGCUCACUGGACCCCGCCAUUUGAUCAAUAUCCGAAAUCGCCUCAUUUUAGACUUCUCCUAAAACACAUAAUCCCAUAGUGGCCACCUUCCUAUGACCCACUUGUUGCUAAGGCUUUGGGUUGCUACACACACAUAUCGGUGGUUCUCAAGGUGCCUCGGCGAGGGACUCGUGUUUCCCUGGGGGCUGAGGUGUCCAAAAGGGUACCAACCAUGUCGUCUUCUUCCCUGAGUACUUCAGUUUAUUAUUUUGCGUAAAAUGUUAUACAACCUUUGCAUUUACCACCUGCUCAAGCUUGUUUUCUUGUGUGCCUUUUUGUAGAUGAAAUCUUUACCCAUCCAACCAAGGGCGGCCGAGGAUGUUGAACAAGAGGUCGGCUACCGCCUCUGUCUUAUUUCACAUGUCUUUCCAUUGGGCAUGUUGAUAUGCCUCUGUUUAUCUCUGCAAGUCUAUUGACAGAGCAGUUUCUGAAAGCCGUCUCCGAUUUGAAAAGAUUGCCUGAGUAGGCCUGCGAUAGUAAUUGUAAGGCAGCUUAAUCCGGAGGUAUUUCGGCCACAGCAGGAUGUCGGUUUCGGCACUAGCCUCUCUCCGGUCGUUGGAUAAAAUAUCAUUUUGUGAAAAGUGAUAACUUGAGUAGUAUAAAUGUCCCUCGGUUGUUUUGAUGCCCCCACCAAUUCGUUCAUUUAUAGAGAGUGCACAAAAUAGUAUUUUUUGCAUUAAUUCUGUGGCCAGUAACGUAUUUUUCAUAAUUUGGGCUCGAGGAAAUGGUAUUCUUUGGUUUGAAGGACGUUUCUAUGAUAUUUUUUAAGACCUUGAAAUCUUCUUUCGUAAAGCAUCGUUUCCAUCCAUCAAUUGAUGCCGAAUGGACAACAUCCAUUGCAAAUUUUAAUGCGCCCUUAUGAUUCCUUAAUAGGAUAUGGAAAUACAUGAUAUUACUUUUAUGGAAAAUAUAAAGCUUGUAGUUCUGUAACCCGGGGUGCGGGUGCAAGGGCACGGCCGGUUAAACACCAUUCGGGAAUUGAAAACGUUUACCAAAACAGAAAGCUAUCCUUUAUUCACGAAUAAAUUUCACGGACGACGUUAUUUUCUACCAAAUGAGUACACGAAAACAUGUUUGUAUGCUUUCUGUAAAGCAUAAUAAACACACCUUAACCCCCAACCCUGACCCCUAAUCCCUAACCCCAACCUCUAACUCUAACCUCUAGCAGGUACGGCUAAGAAGUAGGAUCCUGCCAUAAAUUUGAAUUUAUAACGUCAUAGAAAAUCAGUGGGAAAGCUCACACUAUUUAUGUAGUCAUUUUUUUUUACAAAAUGUGAUUUAUACUGGUACCCAGAAAAAAAGCUCAUUUCAAUGCCGACAUCCCAGCACGGCUGAAACAUCUUGGAAUUAUGCUGUACGACAAUAAAUAUUAAAAUCUCACUUUGGUAUUUCUAUGGAAUCGGUGGCACAUUUCAGAACUUGGAUUGGCAUUUUAUGAAUUAGCACGCGCACCGUACCUUCAUUCAGCCGACGAUAAACGCCCACACCAUUACUUGCUGUUCCUGGAAGACGAGAGGCGUGGGGGUUAGACCUUCCUUGUGCACAUAUUGUCGGCCCGAGGAUGUGCCUACCGACUUUGGAGAGGCUCUGUGAAAAUAACGCUACUAGUCGACCAUUCUGAUUCAGUGUGGCAGCGAUUGCGACAUCUAAAGCAUCAGUCUCGACAGCUAAUGGGGUAUCGUUCUGAACAAUGGCUUCCACAAGUUCCUCAUUAAUAACCACAAAUGAUUCCAUUACCUUCAAUGGUAAAGGGGAAGUUUUGUUAUGGAUGAGCAGAUGAAUUUUAUCUGAAAAAGAGAUAUGAAUUGCGAGAAGUAUACGAACAGUCUCACGGCUCGUUGUUGAGAUCAUGCAGAGGAGCCAUUUCACUCAAGGGCCGUAGACUACCCAGAUCUGGUCAAAUGUUACCCCUGGAAACCAUGUAACCAAGAAGUUUGAUUCGUUUAGCAGCAAUAACGCCUUUGGCUUCAUUCCGUACUUUUCGGUCAUGCUAAGGAAUUUUCGAAGGGUUGAAUCAUGCUCCGCGAGGCCGUUCCCUCAAAUAGUCAUAUUGUCCACAUAGACGAAAAUAUUCUUUAGACGCCCGCGCGUAGUUAUGUCGUCGAUGGUCCACUGGAAGCACGCAACCCCGUUGGUCACACCAAACGGGAUGCGACAAAAUUGGUACAAACGUCCAAAGGCCUAUAUAAUUAGUGGUCAGAGUUAGGGGUUAAGGUAUGUUUGCUACGCUAUGUUAUGUUUUACAGAAAACAUACGAACAUAUCCUUUCGCGUACUCAUUUGGUAGGAAAUUAUGUCGUCCUUAAAAUUUAUUCGUGAAGAAUGGAUAUCUCUCAGUUUUGGCAAACGUCUUCAAUUCCCAAAUAGUUUUUAACCGGACCUGCCAUUGCACAUGGACCCCGGGUUCCAGAACUACAAACUUUAUAUUUUACGUAAAAGUAGAAUCAUAUAUUUUCAUAUCCUAUUAAGAAAUCACAUGGGCCCAUUAAAAUUUGCAAUGGAUGUUGCCUCAAUAAAUGGAUGGGAACGAUGCUUUAUGAAUGAAGAUUUCAAGGUCUUAAGGACAAGUCAUUGAUUCGCAUGACAGCUCACCAUAUACUACAUUCAUUUUUGCGAAAAGUAACCUUCAGAUUUUCCGCAAACUUGUCCGCUCUAGGGCUGGAUAAGCGACUGGCCGGUCGAUGUGACCAUUACUUAAGACAUCGGUCAUCAAAAGUAGCGAUUCCCUCGACGAGCACUCAAUCGGGUCAUCUGUUUGACUCAAGAUUGUCACGGAGUCAAGGGCAGAGCUAUGAUGUGGUGAGGAUGAUUGCGAGGCCGCCAGGGAAAGUUUUUUCCGUCUGACAAUUAACUCAUGUCAGUGUAUCUCUCUGCAUGCCCUCUGACCGGUAUAACCAUUGUAAUUACUGUAACCGCAGUUGAAUUUGUCAUCGCCCCUUUUUGUCUCUUCAUCUAUGCAGGGAGGGACGCUCAUCUUCAUUUGCAAAAAUGCCAGUCCACUUGUAUUAUCGUCUGACACCUGACGCUCACACCGGAGCACCUUAUGGGAGGUGGGGUGCGGAGACUGGCGCUGCUCGCUUCGUUUUGAUGUGCUGUCGUGUGUCGUGUCAUGUGCUAGGUCAUGGUCUGCGGGUACUUGAGUUGGCGUCAAAGCGCCUGGCCUGCAGUAUUUAUCGAGCUGUCUCGCCCCUGAUCUGCCCCAGCGCUUUCACACCCUGUCAGGGCUGAAUUACUCACUGUUCUCGUAGUCGUGCUCAACGACGACGGAUUGUGGGUCAGUCUGCGCCACUGCGUUGAACUCGCUCGUGCGCGAUCUCCGACAUUCGCCUGCCCAUCAUGCCAGGGCAAUUAGUCAGGAUAUCUGACGCGGUAAACAAUUGGCGGCAUGACCUCAGGCGGGGGUUGACCUCUACACUGCAUCAGUAAUCGCCGUGUGCUUGCCUGGGCUGCGCGACAAACCCUCGACAAGUACCCAGUCAUUCUGGAGACCUGUCGCUGCAGCAGACCUUUGUUGAUGAGGGUGUGAGAACGCCCCGCCCCCCCGCCAUGGCAGCAAAGUACAGAAGUGUACGCUGCUUCGGUUUCGCAUCCUCAUGCCUCCGAGUGUAUCGUUCCGAUAGGAAGUUUAGGCGUCGCAACCGCUUGACUGCUUUACUAGUGGUGGGUUAUUCCUCUUCACUACGUAUCAUCUGCAUGCCUUAAAGUCACGAUACUCGGCGAUCAAGUGAGGCGUUAUUGCCAUCGAGUGGUCUGUCGCCCUUUCCCGAAAUGUUUAAAAUACCCUACAGCCUUCAUUAACAUAAGUUAUUUUAUUUUACAGUUUUCGUACAAUUUCUCCUUGGAACGGUCAGUCGUACUGGCCAAGUGA
Messenger RNA from Spirometra erinaceieuropaei, 16283 nucleotides. NCBI's taxonomy places the organism in Eukaryota, Metazoa, Platyhelminthes, Cestoda, Diphyllobothriidea, Diphyllobothriidae. The record is from the annotation of a GenBank genome assembly.